This is a messenger RNA of Acromyrmex echinatior (Panamanian leafcutter ant), 948 nucleotides long. Its product is annotated as nuclear protein 1. Gene Ontology annotation, biological process: negative regulation of cell population proliferation; regulation of transcription by RNA polymerase II; negative regulation of cell cycle. Lineage: Eukaryota; Metazoa; Arthropoda; Insecta; Hymenoptera; Formicidae. Gene Ontology annotation, cellular component: nucleus. The record is from RefSeq and is a predicted model, not a curated record.
AGCGAAUCGAUCUCCCCGGUCGAGUCAUUUCGAGUCGAGCGAUACUCUGCAUAUUCACGUCGCGCCCGCGACUUUCUUUUCGCAACCGUCCCCGAGUACAUCGAAUCUCGUGAACUAUGUCCGAGGCAUACGUCGACGAGUACGAACACUUCAACUACGACUACGACAAGCAUAUCUUCACCUCGCACGGCGGUAAACAGAGGAGCAAACGCGAGGCUGUCGCGCACACGAAUCACUUCGACCCGAGCGGCCAUUCCAGAAAGAUUCUCACCAAGAUGAUGAACACCGAGCACAACAAACGGCAGACGACGAGCAAGAGCAAGGCGUAAAAGAUUACGGACGUUCCUAUUCUCGCGGCCGGCGUCUUCAAGGAUCUCAUCUCACAGGAUUUUCCCACCUAAGGCGACCGGAAUAAAAAAAUAUAUAUCCUUUUGUUUUUACUAUCGAGAAUGCAUUUAGUCGUAGAUUCUUACUCAACGUAAGAUUGGCACGAUAGUUCGUACCUCAUCGUCGUCUUUUAUUGUCAAAAACAUGCGGCAAUCACGUUAUUUGUGAGAGUACAAAAUAACGUAUCUCGCACUUCGCCGCUUUGCGUGAAUCUGGAAUUCGCAUGACAUUCUUUUUUUUUUCUUUUUUUCUUGACUAGGAUAAUAUGGUGAUACUAUAUUAAUUUUUGCGUGUGCUAUUAUAAUAAAUUCGUCGAUAAGCUACAAUCGAUUGAAUUUCUGCUGUACGAUUAUGAAAAAUAAAAUUUAUGUUCUAAUAACAAUAAGUGAAUUGAAAUCGUUAAUUGAAGUCUCUUGUUAUAAACAAUUGUGAUGCAAUACCUUUUGUUAUAUAUGCGUUUUAUUUGCAUACAUUACAAUAAUCGUUGUUAAAAGGAACAGAGAAAAACUUUGCUAUCGGCUCCUUAUAUCUCUAGCGAUACGUAUGUAUUACGAUAUAUUC